GCUUAAUUAAGGCCCAUUAAGAGCCUAAUACUCAGCUCUUAGUAAAAGAGGAUCGCGCCACCAUCACGAGUCGCGAGUUUGUGAGAAGUUUGGAGAAUCGAUUUGGGAAUUUAGGGUUUUGCGAAGACUACGACAUAAGAUUUGGCGAUGACUCUGCCUCCAGGUCUUUACUCCGGCACCAGCUCUCUCGCUCUUGUGGCUCGUGCUUCGGCUUUUAGCGUGGGUCUCGUCUACGGGAGCAUGAAGCUCAAGUUCCUCAAGAUGACAAAGCCACACAAGGUUGAAGCUAAUCAUUAAACCAUUUUUUUCCCCUUUACAAUAAAGAUU
Brassica oleracea var. oleracea is the source of this 327-nucleotide messenger RNA. RefSeq lists its product as uncharacterized. Lineage: Eukaryota; Viridiplantae; Streptophyta; Magnoliopsida; Brassicales; Brassicaceae. The record is from RefSeq and is a predicted model, not a curated record. The transcript has 3 exons. The coding region runs from base 148 to 297 and encodes 49 amino acids.